AAAAAGAGUUUAGAUAACUGAUAAAGCCUCCCCCACUUCCCCUCUUAUCCCUGAAGUCCCAAACUUCAGAGAGAGAAAACAGUGCCACUAACAAUGUCUCUCACAUCCUCUUUCAAUUCUCUUACUCUUUCAUCCCCUUUCCUCCAUGGCACAACCCCCAUUUCUCACUUGUCAAAGCCCACUUCUGUUUUUUCCUUGCAACCCCAGAAACCCUUCACUUCUGUCCCUCCAAUCAGAGCCAUGAGGUCAAUGCAAGGCAAAGUGGUUUGUGCUACAAAUGACAAAACAGUCUCGGUUGAGGUAACCCGGUUGGCUGCACAUCCAAUAUACAAGGGAAGGAUUAGAAAGAAGAAGAAGUUCCAGGCUCAUGACCCAGAGAACCAGUUCAAAGUUGGGGACAUUGUUCAACUCGAAAAAAGCAGACCCAUUAGCAAGACUAAGGCUUUUAUUGCUAUUCCAGUACCUGCUAGGAAUAAGAAGGAAAAUAAAGAGAAUCAAGAAGUGAAGGUGCCUCAGGAGCUCGGAAUUCCUUUGGAGUCUCAACAGCCAGCUUAAUUUGAGGUUUAUGGUUAUGUAAUUGUGCUUCUUUUGUGAAUUUUGUGAUGUAUUUUGAUUUCUGGCACUAAUGUUAUUUGGUUUUUAGUGUAAUUUAAUGCUCUUAAAAUUGAAUUUUUAAAUAUGAUUGUUCUAGUUUUAUUAUCAA
Molecule: messenger RNA, 703 nt
Organism: Jatropha curcas
Lineage: Eukaryota; Viridiplantae; Streptophyta; Magnoliopsida; Malpighiales; Euphorbiaceae
Gene: RPS17
Product: ribosomal protein S17
Biological process (GO): translation
Cellular component (GO): ribosome
Molecular function (GO): structural constituent of ribosome
Source: RefSeq, a predicted model, not a curated record